UUGUACGAGACGUAGUUUGGGUGGUGUUGGGCCUGCGGAUAACUUGUUUGAUAAAUUGGGUGUGAGAAGAAGCAUAGAUAGUGGAAGACAUGAAUCAAGGACCAUUGCGAACCUUGGUUACAGGAGCUGCAGUUAUCUUGGGUGGAGUAGUUACUUUGAACUUGGCUUCUACUGCUACCCUCAAAGCGCUUAACUUUGCGUCUGAGUUGAAAAGGAAAAAAAUUGCGUUGCCGUGUAGGGCUUGUAGAGGGAAGGGGUUCUAUAUAUGCAAACUGUGCAAUGGGAACGUCACCAUAGCUUGGUCACCAAUGUACGACCCUAUUGCAAUUAACCCCUGCGUUUGUCCUACGUGCGAAGGAAACAGGGUUCAACGCUGUUUGAACUGUCUGGGAAAAGGCUAUGAUUGAUCCGUUCAGAGAUAAAUACUGCUGCAUUUCUUAUGUUCCUUUUGAAUAUGAUUGUAUCAGCCGAGGAGGGAGCUGCUGCUGUUAAUACUCGUACUUCCAGUGGUUUCCACCUUAUUUUUCCUCCUUAUUACUUUUAUGUCUAAAAUUGAGAACGUGUGUCUGCUUAUGUACC
This is a messenger RNA of Gastrolobium bilobum, 579 nucleotides long. RefSeq names its product protein BUNDLE SHEATH DEFECTIVE 2, chloroplastic. Bases 90 to 407 code for a protein of 105 amino acids. The transcript is spliced from 4 exons. Lineage: Eukaryota; Viridiplantae; Streptophyta; Magnoliopsida; Fabales; Fabaceae. The record is from RefSeq and is a predicted model, not a curated record.